AAUUCAAUUUUAUUAGAGACCAUAUCACAGGAGGAACCACAAAAUAGUUCAGUCUCUUGUGAUUGUUAUUGGGUAUGGAGAAUUUAUUGGUAUAGUAGUCACCAUCCAAGAGAUUCAAGGGUUUGGCUGGUUUUGGUUGCAAAUAUUUUAAAAGAGCUUUUUGAGGAGAUAAUGGUAUGUGUGCUGAAUUGAGGAAUCCAUCUUUCCACAUAGGUGACAACUGAGGAAGAUGAGCUGCACAGACAUUGUGGACUUGAGUAGUGAUGAUGAAGCUGGACCAGUGGAUAUAAAAGCUAUUAAGUUGGAACCAGAUUCUGUUGGGAGCCCAUUCCUGCACAAGUACUACCAUAACCUAACAUCUGAGCAUUGGAAGUCCAAAACCCAAUCUGGAAGACAAAAAUCUGAAGAAAAUGAAAGCUCAAAUGCUCUAAGUGCUGGGAAAAGUAGCAAUAGCAUAUUGGAGCGAGGACAGUCACUGGUUGAUGACACAGUCAUCUCUUCUGCUUCAUCUAUAUGUCCAGCUCCUCUUUGUCGACAAUUCUGGAAAGCUGGGAACUAUGAAGAUGGGUUUGGUUCUAAGGUCACAUUUCAAAAUGGCAAAAAUUUUCUCCAUGUCCACCCUAUGUUCCUUCAUUCAAAUGCCACUUCACAUAAGUGGGCCUUUGGUGCUUUUGCAGAGCUGCUUGACAAUGCCAUGGAUGAGAUCCAAAAUGGGGCCACUUUUGUCAUUGUAGAUAAAACCAUAAAUCCAAGGGAUGGAAGCCCGGCAUUGUUAUUUCAAGAUGAUGGAGGUGGAAUGGACCCUGAAGCAAUUCGACAUUGCAUGAGUUUUGGAUUUUCAGAAAAAAAGCUGGAAUCAGCAAUUGGAAAAUAUGGCAAUGGCUUCAAGACCAGCUCUAUGAGACUUGGUGCAGAUGCUGUCGUUUUCAGUCGCCAUGUAAACAAUAGGAUCUGUACUCAAAGCAUUGGUCUCCUCUCUUAUACAUUCUUGACACAGACAGGCCUUGACAGAAUAGUAGUACCUAUGGUGGAUUAUGAGUUCAACACAUCAACUGGUAUAUUAAAAACAUUGCAUGAUGGGGAACAUUUUAGGUCAAAUCUUUCCUUGAUGUUGCAGUGGUCUCCUUUCUCUUCGGAAGAAGAGCUUUUGAAGCAAUUUGAUGGCAUUGGAUCACAUGGUUCAAAAAUUAUUAUCUACAACCUAUGGUUUGGUGAUGAUGGUAAUACGGAGAUCGACUUUGAUUCAGAUCCUGAGGAUAUUCAAAUUAAUGUGGAUUUAAAAAAAAAGGAGAAGUCGAUAACUGAACAACACAUAGCUAGCAGAUUCCAUUAUUCUUUGCGUGUGUAUCUGUCCAUACUGUACCUGCGAAUUCCUGAAAGUUUCAGUAUAAUAUUGCGUGGGCGUGUUGUUGAGUAUCAUAAUAUUGCUAAUGAUCUCAAAUUUCCGGAAUUCAUCUUAUAUAGACCCCAAAGUAGUGGAUGCUUGGAGGGUACAGUGAUAACUACAAUUGGGUUUCUAAAAGAAGCACCACGUGUUAAUAUCCAUGGCUUCUGUGUGUACCACAAGAAUCGACUAAUUUUGCCAUAUUGGAAGGUAGUUAGCUAUUCUAGCACUAGUAGGGGAAGAGGAAUUGUUGGUGUUUUAGAAGCUAAUUUUGUGGAGCCAACUCAUAACAAACAAGACUUCGAGAGAACUUCCCUUUUCCAAAAGCUUGAAACUCGGUUGAAGGAAAUGCAAUGGGAGUACUGGGAUUAUCAUUGUGCACUGAUUGGCUAUCAAGCCCUUAAAAAGCCUCGAGCAACAGUUGCAUCGCAGGAUUCAUCCCAUUCUGCAUUACCUAGGAAUAUAAAACCUGUAGUGUUAAAUCAAAGUUCCAUUGCUGUUGGCAGCACAAAACCAGGAUCACGUAAGAGGAAGGAACACGGAGAGUUAUUUGGAUUUCAAAAUGUUAAAAAGCACUCUGCUAAAGGGACUAACACAAGUGAUGCUGAGCAGACAUUGGACAAACAGCCUGUCAUUACUGCCACAAAUGAGUCCAGAAGUCAAGAAGCCAUACACUUGAUGCAAGAAAACAAGAAGCUCCAUGCUAACUGCUUGGAAUCUGAUAAGAGGAUUGAAGAACUUAACCACAAGAUGACACAGCUUCAAAGUGAACUUGAAGAGUUGGAUCAGGAGCAUAAGCGGCAAUUAGCUGAAGUAGAAGCACUGGAUACCAUAAAAGAGGAAAGAAAGGCGUAAAUAGUAGGCUUAACAUGUUACAUUAAUUCUUUUUUACGUAAAAGAUUGUUGUAGCAACAGGUGUAUAUACCAGUCUGCCUUGGAGUUGAUUACAGUUGUAGCAGAGAGAGGUCCUCCCAUCAAAGGCAAGGAUUUUGAAGGUAGUCAAUUUUUUUUCUUGUAAAUAUAUGAGUUAGAAUCAAUCUUAAUUGUAGUUCAAGUCUUGAUACCUUGAUGUGGAGCAUAGUUCACUCAACUUGUCUGAAUGAGUGGUUGAUUCUUGUACUGACCACUGAUAACACUUCCCCCUGUAAAAAAGAUAAUAUUUAGAAGUUAAUUAUGAAAAUUAUAGAGGACGUUCAAAUA
This is a messenger RNA of Mangifera indica (mango), 2584 nucleotides long. RefSeq names its product protein MICRORCHIDIA 6-like. Gene Ontology annotation, molecular function: ATP hydrolysis activity. The transcript has 21 exons. The record is from RefSeq and is a predicted model, not a curated record. The coding region runs from base 230 to 2239 and encodes 669 amino acids. NCBI's taxonomy places the organism in Eukaryota, Viridiplantae, Streptophyta, Magnoliopsida, Sapindales, Anacardiaceae. Gene Ontology annotation, cellular component: nucleus.